UAAAAAUAUUAUCCAAUUAUCUCUUCAUUCUUUAAAUAUCCGAACUAUUUUAAUUUUUUUUUUUUUUUUGCCACACAUGAUAUUACUCCCGACCCCUGAUAAGUCAAACCCACUCUUGUACGCCAAACUAAGGGACAUUGUUUCGUGGAAACACCUAUACCAAUUUGUGAAAUAGAAAAAGAAAAUACUCAACUAUUUUUAAAAGGAUCCAAGAAACGAGAGAGGGGAUCCUCUUCUCUUGUUUGUUUGUUUGUGUUUCUCUGUCAAAGAUUUGAUGGAGAGCAUCCCAAUCCCAGGGUGGCAGGUGUUGUCGUUGUGCGGAAUUGCUACAUGGCUGGUUCUAUCUUCAUUCUUCAAUUUUACGCGAAAGAUUAGAUCUUUCACUCAACCAUGGGUUUCUACCUAUGUUGUUUCUACCACUCCUCUUACUUUAAUUAUCCAGAAAUAUCACAACAAAUAUUUGGAUGCCUUGUUUUCUGGUCUUUCUUGUGUCGUUUCUGUGCCUUUCUACACUGCUUUCCUUCCCUUGCUAUUCUGGAGUGGGCAUUGCAAAUUGGCUAGACAGAUGACUCUUUUGAUGGCUUUUUGUGAUUAUAUCGGUAACUGUAUAAAGGAUGUUGUAUGUGCUCCUAGACCCAGUUCACCACCUGUUAGGAGAAUAACUGCAACCGAAGAUGAGAAAGAAAAUGCCCUCGAAUAUGGACUGCCUUCUUCACACACCCUCAACACUCUCUGCCUCUCUGGAUUCCUUCUUCAGUAUAUCUUAUCCUACACACAAAAUGAUGAUGCCAUUACUGGAUUAUCUGGAUUAGCAAUCGUUUGUUUGUUUGUUUUCUUCAUUGCAGUAGGAAGAAUAUAUUUGGGAAUGCACAGCUUGAUUGACAUCAUUGGGGGUCUAAUUAUUGGAUUGGCAAUCCUGGCAUCCUGGCUUUCUGUUCACAAAUACAUAGAUGAUUUCGUAGUUUUGGGACAAAAUGUUUCAUCAUUCUGGGCUGUGCUAAGCUUCUUGCUGCUCUUUGCUUACCCUACACCGCAGCUUCCAACUCCAAGUUUUGAGUUCCAUACAGCGUUCAAUGGUGUGGCACUGGGAAUUGUAAUUGGUGUCCAGCAGACGUAUCAUCAGUUUCAUCAUGAGAGUGUACCCCGUGUUUUUACUCCCCAUCUUACCGUUCCUGCCUUUUUGGGAAGAAUGAUAGUAGGAUAUCCAACAAUACUCCUCGUGAGGUUCUGCAGCAAGGCUCUUGCCAAAUGGAUGCUUCCCAUACUUGCCAAUGCAUUGGGCAUCCCAGUGAGAUCAAGCAACUACAUCCCAUCAUUAAGUGUUUCAGCUUCCGCCAAAAAGUCAGAUGAAAUAAAGCAAGAAGGUUAUAUUCAAAAGCUAUUCUUUUUCUCCCGACAGGACUCAUUCGAAGUCGAUACUGGUAUUAGGCUCUUUCAGUACGCUGGUCUUGCUUGGUCAGUGGUGGAUCUUGUGCCUUCUCUGUUCUCUCACCUGAGUCUAUGAUGCUUGGUAUUUCAUGUAUAAUAGAAUAUAUAUAUUGUUUGUGUUGAUAUAUAGGAAUACGUUCUUAGCCGACCAUUUUGAACUCUUGUAUGGCAAUUUUGAACUUGUGUAAUAUAUUAUUACUGAUGAAAAUGAGAUAUAUUCUGCGGGUUCUGAAGGCAGUACUGGUUA
Molecule: messenger RNA, 1675 nt
Organism: Capsicum annuum
Lineage: Eukaryota; Viridiplantae; Streptophyta; Magnoliopsida; Solanales; Solanaceae
Product: lipid phosphate phosphatase delta
Exons: 8
Coding region: 275-1504 (409 amino acids)
Cellular component (GO): endoplasmic reticulum membrane
Molecular function (GO): sphingosine-1-phosphate phosphatase activity
Source: RefSeq, a predicted model, not a curated record